Messenger RNA from Coprinopsis cinerea okayama7#130, 654 nucleotides. RefSeq lists its product as hypothetical. Bases 1 to 654 code for a protein of 217 amino acids. NCBI's taxonomy places the organism in Eukaryota, Fungi, Basidiomycota, Agaricomycetes, Agaricales, Psathyrellaceae. The transcript is spliced from 3 exons. The record is from RefSeq and is a predicted model, not a curated record.
AUGUCACCCACCAACCCUGCAAGACCAUCCCAUGCAGAUUUCACUCUCCCUGAUUUUACGUGGCUCAGGACAGAGAUGUCAGCUGAACAGAAAGACGAGCUGGUUCAGUUGAUUAACCAUUACCCUGUCGUGGUCGACGAUCCUGCCAGGGACGGGGCUUGGGUCUCCUACUCGGUGGAGUACCAUGGUGCAAGACGGUCGCAGAACGCACCCUCCUGGAUGACGAACAAGUACGACCUUUGGUUUCGACACCCAUUGGUGAUCCUGGAGAAACAACUUGCAUGUCCAGAUUUUGACGGAAGCAUGGAUUUUGUCCCAUUUCGUGAAAGCACACCCGAUGGUAAACGCUUGUACACGGAUUUUAUGUCUGCCAAUUGGGCUUGGGAUCAGGCUGAUGUUCUUAGUCGGAACCCGAAGUUCAAGGGUGCGAUGUUUGCGCCUGUCAUUGUUGGUAGAGGCGAGAGCGCAGUGUCGCUGGACUCUGCUAGUCAAAACGAGUUCUACCCUCUUUAUAUCUCGCUUGGAAACAUUCAAGGUGUGGUGCGGUGCUCUCACCAUGACCCCAUGUCCUUGAUUGGUCUUCUCGCCAUCCCCAAAGCGAUGGUAGUACCUACUUUGAACCAUUUCGUCCCCAACUUUUCCGCUUGUCGUUGA